AUGGUGAACGCGCAGCUGUUGAAGGACCACGCGGCCAAGUACAAGUUGGGUCGCGACACGGCCGCCGAGUACUUUCGACAACUGUUCACAAAGCACCAAAGCCUCGCCCAAUACUACGAUGCCGAAGACCUCGACCCCGACAGUCUGCCCCGAUCCCAGAAAUUCGUGAUGCAGGGCAUGCAGGAGAUGCAGACCUUCUUCCGAUUGCCCGACGCCGUCGGCGACGAGAAGAAACUGCGGGGGGCACUCGGCGAUUUCAAGAACAUCUACGACGAGAACAAGUUCCCGAUUGCCGAAUGGGGGAAGACGCUCGACGGCUUCCUGGCGGCCAUGGAGAAGCACGCGGGCGGUGUGUCGGCCGAAGAGAAGAAGGGCUGGGAAGAAGUGUGGAAGACGUCGAUGGAACAUAUGAAGAAGUGGGGAUGGUAC
This is a messenger RNA of Mesorhabditis spiculigera, 429 nucleotides long. NCBI's taxonomy places the organism in Eukaryota, Metazoa, Nematoda, Chromadorea, Rhabditida, Rhabditidae. The record is from the annotation of a GenBank genome assembly.